GGAACGUCUGUGACUGAGAAGGAAAAGGUUUUCACAAGAAGCUUUUCAUAGUCUGUUUGCUUUGGGUGGGUUCCCUUCUUUUAUUUACUGAAUUCCAGAGGUGACCAAUAAACAAACAAAGCCAAAAUGAAGUUCAUCAUCGGCAUUGGAGGAGUGACCAACGGUGGCAAGACCACUUUAACAAAUAGACUACUAAAGACAUUACCCAACUGUUGUGUGGUGCACCAGGAUGACUUUUUCAAGAAACCCGAUCAAAUAGAAGUCGGCGACGACGGCUUUAGACAGUGGGAUGUGAUCAACGCCAUCGACAUGGAGGCUAUGGUUAGCACCGUGAAAGGCUGGCAGGAAAACCCCGUCAAGUUUGCCCUCUCCCACGGCGUCAGCAUGUCACCUGAAUCCACCACAGAGGAGGGGAUCCAUAUCCUCAUUGUGGAGGGGUUCCUCAUCUACAACUACAAGCCUCUAAUUGACAUCUACGACAAAUGUUUCUACAUUUCCAUUCCUUAUGAGGAGUGCAAAAAGAGGAGAAGUACAAGGACAUACACCCUCCCCGACCCCCCCGGCCUGUUCGACGGCCACGUCUGGCCCAUGUACUUGAGACACAGGAAAGAAAUGGAGGACAACUGUGAAAGAAUAGCGUAUCUCGAUGGAAUGACAUCAAAGGACGAUAUCUACAACAAAGUAUAUGAAAGUUUUCAGAACGGCCUGCUGAACAACUUAUAGCAGGACGAGGAUAACAGUGGAGCUGUGUAUAGACUUGUAAAUAUAACUUUGAGCACAUGUGUAACAGCAGUGUGUAGUUCUAGCCUGAUUUGUAAAUAGUUAAUCCUGUUAUUAAGCACCAUGUUUUUAUGGUCUUGUGUAACUUUUUUCUAAAGAUAAUUCACAUCUGGACGGCCCAGUGUUUAACAUCAGGGACGGAUCACAACACUGAUCUGUAUGUGAACCUAUAAAAUACCCACUGGAAGGAAGGA
Messenger RNA from Gymnodraco acuticeps, 974 nucleotides. RefSeq names its product nicotinamide riboside kinase 2-like. The record is from RefSeq and is a predicted model, not a curated record. Gene Ontology annotation, cellular component: cytoplasm. The transcript has 8 exons. NCBI's taxonomy places the organism in Eukaryota, Metazoa, Chordata, Actinopteri, Perciformes, Bathydraconidae. The coding region runs from base 127 to 723 and encodes 198 amino acids.